Messenger RNA from Aphanomyces invadans, 1617 nucleotides. RefSeq lists its product as hypothetical. NCBI's taxonomy places the organism in Eukaryota, Oomycota, Saprolegniomycetes, Saprolegniales, Verrucalvaceae. The coding region runs from base 40 to 1314 and encodes 424 amino acids. Gene Ontology annotation, biological process: cellulose catabolic process. The transcript has 2 exons. Gene Ontology annotation, molecular function: hydrolase activity, hydrolyzing O-glycosyl compounds. The record is from RefSeq and is a predicted model, not a curated record.
GCCAGCGCCACUUUGACACGGUUUACUUUCCAAUUGAUCAUGGCUAGACUCGUCGUGGCGACUUUUCUUGCUGUGAUGACCAUCGCAAUGGCUUCGUUGGUCGACUUGCCGCUGUGCGGUGGCCCCGUCAUGUCGUAUGGACCGGCUAAAGCGACAUAUCCUGCGCUGGCUGACGCGUUGACGCUGGUCGAAGAGCAACCGAUCGCAGUGUGGUGGAGCGACAACAAUCCCACGCAUCGGAUAGAAAUCGACGCGCUGUUCGACCGAUGCAAUGCCUCGACCGUCCCGACCAUCGUCGUAUACGCACUACCGAACAAGGACUGCCACGCCAGCUACAGCAACCGCGGAUUUAUCAACUCGACUGAGCAAUACACGGCCUUUGUCCAACAACUCGCGACACUUGUCGGGUCGCGACCCGUGAUCUACAUCCUCGAGCCGGAUGCCGUCGGGCUGGCCACAGGCGGGGGCUGCGGCCAGGAUGCAGGUUACCUCGACAACAUGCAGAGAGCAAGCGCGGUACUUACCACCAACAACGCGAACGCCAUGUUGUAUGUGGAUGUCGGGUACUGGAUGCUCCAAACUGACGACAAAGCGCGGCAAAUCGCGUCGGCUCUUCAAGUUGUCAGCGCCACCAGUCGACUGCACUCUGUCCGUGGAAUCGUGCUCAACACGGCCAACUACCGCCCUGUAUCCGAGAUAACGAGUUUAUGUGCCAGGUUGAUCCAAGUGGCGGGCAACCCCGACUGGCGAUGUGUGAUCGACACUUCCCGGAACUACCAGACGCCAACGACGACGACGGAGUGGUGCAACAACAAGUUUGGGGCGAUUGGAAUCCCGCCCACUCGAAACACGGGGUUCCCUAACCUCGUCGACGCGUUUUUGUGGAUAAAGAUCCCCGGCGAGUCGGAUGGGGAAUGUAUCAAUCGCACCGCCAUCGCAGGGCCGAUGCACUCGAUUGACGCGAUGCCUGGUCCCGCCGCCGCCGUCUUCUUUCCUCAAGCGUUUCGGACUCUGUGGAACCAAGGGUACUUUGUCCAGAACAACCUCGCCCCCGUCCUCGAGCAGGAUGCCGAAGCCAUGGUCCUUGCCCAAGUCGAAAGCAAAACGCCCGAUCUUGCGAGGCCCGACGGGUCGGACGCACCGACCACGCAGAGACCACAUUUGCCAGAGGAGCCACACCCGUCAAAGUUGAACAACCAAGUCCCUCGGCCAGCAGCUGCAAUUUUGACAUCCAGCAGCCCCAACGACUCGGUCUUUCUCACUUGGGGCAUCCAUGGCACCGUCGUAGUAGCAGGCGCUUUGCUUGCUCUGUAGGGUGCCCUGCGAAAGCGACGACGGCCCGCACGCACCUGAUACGUUGUGUUGUUCAAGUCGAGUGAGGCUCGAGUGGACGAACAGGUCGAAGUACCUGAUGGCGUCCAUGGAAACUGGGAACCCAGGAGAUCUUGUGGGGACGCAAAAUUGGAACAGUUGGACUUGGCCUUGCCCGGUAGCUCGCUCGAGACGUCUUCUCUGUCUAAAGAAGCAAUCCAGGUUUCGCGGCUGUGAUCCAUGGCCGCGUUCGCGUUGAUAUGGAUCGAUGUUUGAGUUUAUGGGCUGUUCAACAGUUCUCCGCAA